CGGAGGACGUGUCUCUGCGGCUCCGGUGGACAUCAUGGCCGCGGACAGCGUCGCGUCCCCGGGAGGACACGGAGGACACGGAGGACACGGAGGUUCCGGAGGACACGGGGGACACGGGGACACUUGGAGGAGACACAUCGUCCGGCAGCUGAAGACCCGGGACCGGAACCAGAGCGACUCGUUCCAGGACGUGAUCCACUUCUACUCUCGGCUGUUGUAUAAAUCCAGUUUGACCAAUGGAAUCCUGAGCAGACGUCCCUGCACUGACAGCAGCUCUGUCUCGUCUCUACUGAACCAGAACGACCAACUGAAGAAAACAACAGGAGAGUUGGCCUUCCAGGUGCUGGAGCUGCAGCAGCAGAUGAAGAUCAAGCUGCUGCUUCUGGACGAGCAGGAUUCCAGCCUGCUGGCGGAGCGCCGUCGUCUCGCAGGCGCGUUCGAUGUCCGUCAGGAGCUGCAGGGGCGGGCGGUGCAGGUUCAGGAGGAGAACGGGGCGUUGAAGAUGGAGUACGACUUCCUGCUGGAGCGACAGAGGGGGGCGGAGUCAAGACUCCGGGAGGAGAAGGUCAGAGAGGGACACCUGCUGGAGGACAUGAUCCACCUGAAGCAACAGGCCGCCGCCCGGAUGAACAGCCGCAAUCAACGCAGGUCCAGAGCUCGGGAAGCGAACCUCCAGAAGGAGCUGCAGAGCGCUGCAAGGUCAAAGGUCGCUGUCGACAGCUCGUCCAGCGCUCCGACGUCCAGGUCAACGUCCCCGAAGAACGAACACCAGGACAAGUCUGCAGAGCGAAGACACACCAGACUCGUCAGGUCGGCGUCGGCCACGUCCCCGAGGAUCCUCACCUCCAUCAGAGAACUGUUCGACAGGAAGAGGCGUGGUCACUCGGUCUGCAGUCUGGAGGAGGAUCAGAUGAGUCCUGUAGGAAUCUGUCUUUCAGCCAGAGUCCCUGCUCGAGCUCUGCAAGUACUGGAGGCCCAUGAGCAAGGCAUUAACACAGUGAGGUUCAGCUCCAGUUCAGACCUGCUGGCCACAGGAGGAACCGACCGAGUCAUCAAGCUGUGGGAGGUCAGAGCAGGCUCGUUGACCCACAGGGCGACUCUGGACGGCAGCACAGAGGGGAUCACCUGCGUGGACUUCGACUCAACGGGUUCUAGGAUCCUUGCAGCAUCAUACGAUAAGUCAGCCUUGUUGUGGCGGCUGGAUGACUCUGUUCCCAAGUUGAUUCUGACAGGUCACAGCAAGAAGGUCACGGCAGCGAGGUUCAGUCCUUUACUUCAUCAGGUGGUGACAGGAAGUGCAGACAGAACCAUCAGACUGUGGGACCUGCACCGAGCCGCCUGUGUGCAGGUCGUGGACGUGGCGUCGUACUGCAGCGACCUGGUUUGUUCUGAGAACGUUAUCAUCAGUGGACACUACGACUGCAAGAUCAGGAUCUGGGACACAAGGGCGGUGGGCUGCGCUCAGGAACUUCCUGCUCGGGGUAAAGUCACCUCGUUGGACCUGAGCUCCGACCACCGUCAGCUGCUCAGCUGUUGCCGUGACGACUGCCUCCAGCUGGUGGACCUGAGGAGGCGGAGCAACGACCGCACGUGUUUCAGAGCUGAAGGUUUCAAGUGUGGCAGCGACAGCACGAAGGCCGUCAUCAGUCCAGACGGAUGUUUCCUGGCGGCUGGAUCAGCUGACGGCGCAGUUUACAUCUGGAACGUCUCCAACGGCAACCUGGAGACCCGCCUCCCUGACAAACACAGCUCGUCCAUCAGCGCCGUGUCCUGGUCUCCGUCGGGACAAUAUGUCGUCAGCGUGGACAAGAGCCGGCGCGCUGUCCUCUGGAGCGACAUCUGAAUCGGCCAAUCUGGGAGGAGGUCGCAUCGUCACGGCAACACUGCUCACGCCACGUAUCACCUGAAGGAACAACGUGGCUGUUAAAGGAACAUUUAGGUUUUUAAAAGAAUGAAGUUGAUUUGAAUGAAGAAAAUGAACAAAUGUAAAAGGGAAAAAAGAGAAGUUCAUCAGAUUUGAAUCACGAUCGAAGGGAAAACUGUUUGUUUCAGUUUCUCCUGAACUUCAACUCACAUUAUUUAUUGUAUCACCUGCUUCAUCUACUCCUCCAUAUUGUUCUGCUGCUCCAGCUCCAGCCCUGUGUAUUGAAGAAAUUAAUAAAACAUGAUGAGUUAUUCUGGAAUCGGACAAAUAUGAAACAUAAACCUCGAUACUGGCUGAAUAAUCGUCAGAUCAGUGAAUCUGUUUUUAUCAAUGUGGAGUUGAAGUCCUGGUUUCCUCUCGGCUGCUGUCGGGCGAGCUGGAUUUACUUUGAAGGGGCGUCGGCUUCCUUCUGGUGUCUGAGCUCAGAGUGGGAGGAGUUAACAUGUCUCCAUCAGCUGAUCCAGGGUUCCACACCUUGUCUGAACAAAUCACAGCUCUGCUUUUUAACCUGUGAGGCUCCACCCACACAGACAGGCUUCAGUCUCUCAUCGCUGUUGCUAUGGUUACGCCUGGUGGAGUUUUCCUCUGAAUCAGAGACUUGUGUAAACUGCUCUCGUUUCAGUUUGAAAACUCAGACGUUCUCUUCCUGAUUGGUUCCCAUCAGUCACAUGACUCGACGACCAGCGGUGAACACCUGAGUGGACCAAUCCCUGCUCGGACUCUUCACCAUCACUGCUCCUUCAGAGGAGUUUCUGUUACUAAGCAACCAGCUGCAGAGGAGACGAUCUACUUCCUGUUUACAUCACAUGACCAGUGGAGGUGAACGGUCAUGUGAUUUUAGGUGUGUUCGUGUGGGCGGGGCCUUGGUAUCAGGGGACUUAUUACUGACCAAUGUAAAAUAUGAUUAAUUGUUUUUUGAACUUGUUUCUGAACCUUUUAUUUUCUAAAGAUGAAGUGAAACAUCCUUAUUUGAUUGUUUUGUUCAGUUUGAUGUAUUUAUGGUGACCUUCAGGGAUGUGAUGAGGGACGGAGUGAAGACGUCACUUCAGAGACACAUUCUUCUAAUAAUGUUCUGACUCUGCAGCUGUAUCGUGUCUUUGCUCCUAAUAAACUGGCUUCGUCCGUC
Molecule: messenger RNA, 3050 nt
Organism: Limanda limanda (common dab)
Lineage: Eukaryota; Metazoa; Chordata; Actinopteri; Pleuronectiformes; Pleuronectidae
Gene: atg16l2
Product: protein Atg16l2
Exons: 18
Coding region: 35-1843 (602 amino acids)
Biological process (GO): negative stranded viral RNA replication; autophagosome assembly
Cellular component (GO): autophagosome membrane
Molecular function (GO): protein binding
Source: RefSeq, a predicted model, not a curated record